AGAAUCACACCAUGCGCAAAUGCGGUUCACGCGCUCACAUCAUGUGUUUACGUUCAUUUAUACAUAACCUUUCGAAUCUUCCGAGCACCGUGGAAAUGCAAAAACAUCUCAUUGUUAUCCACUUUGCUUCGGAGAUACUCGGCCCGUUAUCAUCCGGCCGAUGCCGAAUACAUAGGUCGUCGCCCUAAUCGCUCUCUCAUCGGUCUCGUCGAUCUCGUCUCUCGCGGACGCACUUGAAAAUUUGUUGGAUUUAGACAACGUCGACUGAUGCGCGCGUUAAACAGUGAAAUUAUUAGAAAAAUUUAGCAAUUUGGUAGGUGUUCAAUCUUUAAUCCGCCGUUAUGUAACAUCGGCUAUCGAACACAACAACUGACGUUUUCCAAAACUCUAAAAUUUCGUUGUGCGCAGUUUUCGGAGUAAUCGUGCAGAAUGUUGAUUUCGAGAUUAUUACGUGAGAUUAGCAGAAAGUGGUUUAACGUGCGGAAAACCACCAGGCAGAGCGUGCAGUCUGCCAGAGAAACGGUUUUCCGCGGUGGCGUAGUUGUCAUUAGCACUGUCUUCAUAAUCUGGCUAUCCAUAUUUCUUUACACGGUGUUCUACUACUCCUACAUGCCCAGCAUGUCGUACGUGCGCCCCGUACAUUUACAAUUCAAAUCAUGCGACGAGAAAAAAGGAAUUUGUAGCUUUCCACAAGCUCAUGUGCAGUUGACUAAAAAGCAGCAGCUCCUGAUGGUAGGGCAGCCAUACAAAGUAAACCUACAUCUAGAAAUGCCAGAAUCUCCAGCAAACAAAGAGCUCGGUAUGUUCAUGGUUUGCGCGCAACUGCGGAGCCGCGACGGAUAUCUCGUGGAUCAUACGUGCAAAUCAGCUAUGUUACAUUAUCGCAGCUCGCUAUUACACACACUUACAACUCUCACGUUUUCGCCUAUGAUGAUUUUUGGGAACGUUGAAGAGAAGCAAGACGUCGUUCUCGAAUUGUUUGGUAAUUUUGAAGAGGAUCAGAGUCAUCCAGUAACAAUUAUUUUUAUCGAGAUUCAAUCACGGCACAUAGAGUUCUAUUCUGCGAAUCUAAUGAUAAAUGCUCACUUAUCAGGAUUACGUUACUGGAUGUUUUACUGGCCAAUUCUAUCAGCCUGUGUUGGCAUUGGUACAAAUUUGUUUUUCAUAAUGCUCGUGUGCACGUUGUCAUAUAUACACUUUGGAACUGAGGAGGAGAACACGGAUGAUAAUUUUUGCUACGAAAAGGGCGAGACAGAGGAUGAUAAUGAUCUUAAGGGCGAUUUGUCAGACACAUCUCAGGAAGAUACAUUAUCCGUAACGGACCUCAAAAGUGAGGAGAAAAGCAUAGAGGAAGAAAAACUUGUUAAGGGAGAGCCGAGCUAUAUCCAGGAAAUUUCCACGCUAAUUGCUGAGUCAUCGAGCAGCGCUUUGGUUAAAUAAUUUAUUACGCUUAGAAACGUGAUUAGUCUGUGUAAUGUAAGAAUGAAUUUUACACCGGUUAGCUCUAAGUAAUUUAUAAUAAUCGAGAAAUGUUAAUAUAUAAGGGGAAAAAAAUUAUUAAAAUAAUAAAAUAUAUUUUCCUAUUUUCUACACACAUUAUAUUUGCAGUAUUUAAA
This is a messenger RNA of Wasmannia auropunctata (little fire ant), 1616 nucleotides long. It is a transcript of the gene Seipin, whose product is annotated as seipin. Bases 430 to 1440 code for a protein of 336 amino acids. The record is from RefSeq and is a predicted model, not a curated record. The transcript has 5 exons. Gene Ontology annotation, cellular component: endoplasmic reticulum membrane. Lineage: Eukaryota; Metazoa; Arthropoda; Insecta; Hymenoptera; Formicidae. Gene Ontology annotation, biological process: lipid droplet organization; lipid storage.